UCCGGAUCGAGUUCAGUUCAGUCCGAAGCGUUCAGUCGUUAGGACGUGCUUACAUAACGAACACCGAGCGAUCCGCUACACGCGUCAAAGGAUUUACCAACGUUCGUCUAUUAAAGUUUCCUUUUCUUUUUGGAUAACAAAGUUCUGUGCUUACUCCUUACAUCCGAAGCUUGUGUUAUGUGCUUCGUACCAGUGCUCUAACCAUCCAGAUCUUCAACACCCUUUAUUUUUUUUAAUACUAGUAGUCACUUUCUGUUGAAAUCACGUAUUUGUUCCGCGAUGGCCAAGUUGUUUGAGUUGGUGUUCGCCUUCCUGGCUAUAUUUUCAUCCACGACUGCUAUGUUCCUCGGUCACGAGCAGGACGUCGGCAGUCCCUUGAGAGUGGCCCAGUGCAGAGCCACCUGCCUCGAAAGGUUUUCCAACGACGGACCUAACGGUGAAUCGAUGUGCCUCCAGGGACCCGAUUGUUUUAUGUGCUGGGAGAAUUGCGAGCUGCUUCAGUCCAACUUCCAAGUCUGGGGCGCUAUGUGCGAGGAGAAAGAGAUAUGUUUCCCUGGAUGUCAGGAAGCCUGUCGUUUCCAUGCGGAGGCGUCUACUAGGGCUCAACAGACGCAGCCCGUGAUCCACACGAAGGGCGAAGGUGUCAUCAGGGUGAUGGGGGCAUUGGCUAGAUGGCCGAGACCCUCGUCGGUCAGUCUUACCACGCCUCUGGUUUACGUAGUCAUGAGGAAGUCGGUUUCGGGCCCUUGGCGUCAGAUCAUCCAAACUCUGGAUCUUACAACGCGCGUUCCUCUUAACUCCGAUCAAGGUGGUUCGAUGUUGAGGGUUUUGGUCGUUGAUCCUCAGGGCUUGGUUACCAUCUACAGCCCCGACGAUGUUAACGUAAACGAUGGAAAGAAGAAAAAGAAGACCAUCAACACGGAAAUCAAAGCUACGACAAGCAAGAGCAUUUCGAACGAAGGUUGGGUGUUGCGUGAGAUUUCUCUGAUCCACCAGAAAGUUUUGGUUAUUGGUGAGAUUGCCUGGGAACCUAAAACCAGCCGCGGUGUUUACUUGGUCACCUGGGAAGUCGAUGGCGGUGGUUUGAAGGGUAACCUGUUCACCGACUCCACUUGCGUUACGUUAUCACUUUGGCCCGAUACCAUCUAUCACAUCCAAGUCGAACUCGUGUCGCACACCCCGGGCGUAGAAAAUCUCAAAUCGGAAAUGAUGGAUCUUGAUACCGGAAGAGCCUUGAAGGUCUCCACAGAAAGCCAAGAGGAUUUGAACAACAUAAUCCCUGAUGACCUCGAGGACGUCGCCUACGAUUCGCAACAUCUUCUGCCCAUCCUCGUUAGCAACUGGAAUAGUGUUGAGCUGGUUAUGGGAACAUGCGCGGCUGUCAUUCUCUUCUGUGUAGUCCUUGCUUUGCUUUUCUGGAGGUGCCGGAGGAGGAGCGGCCAAGCCAUCGACAACAUGAUCACCGGAUCCUCUUCCAUACGCAGUCACAAACUCGUCGAAGAAUAUACAGGAUUUCAUCCGAUUAUGACCGUUGUGGGAGCCGUGAACGAGCGGACGGAUUGCGGAUGCAACGAGGAAGAGCUCAGAACGCCUCCGGAGGUGUCUUUCAGCGGUGCGGCCAACACAACGCUCUGCUCCAAACAGACGUGGAACGUUCAGGUGUGACGCCAUAGCGACACCAUCAAGCUGUCCUCCAACAUCGACGAGAUCGAAGAUUAUUAAUCAGAGAAGAAAAAAUCGUGCAACAACAACAACAAAAAUGUUUCUAAGUUCCUAAAACAGUGUUUUUUUUUCGUCGGGCGCUUACCUUAGUGCGGAGUUUCCUUUCGUUUUUAAUUUAUUUACAAAAUAAUCAUCAAUACGAGGGAAAAAAAGAAAGAAAAAGUAUAUUUAUGCGAAAUUAAAAAUUUCCAACAAAAAAAAAACGAAGAUGACGACCGAGAGAGAUCGAGAAGAACUGAAAGAAGUGUCUGUGUAUAUGUGUAAAAAACUAGUCUAAUCACUUUAUUAAUUACUAAAUCGAAGAAGGAUGAACUGUGGUGGAAGGAAGAACUGCUGCCAAGUUAUGAUCGAGUGGGAUUACCGCGCGUGUGUACAGAAGAAUGAAUGGGAAUGAAGUUGAAGUGAAGUGCGAGAUGAUAGUGUAUAAUAGAUGUAUAAAAAAAAGAAGAUGGAAAUCAUUGUGUAAAUUUUAAUUGGUAAUUGAUCUUCAGACAAGUAGCGGGAAUGAUGAUGAAGCGAAAGAAAAAAAUAAUAUAAAAUAACUAGUAGUCUGAUUACGUGUUUAUAUAUAUAUAUAUAUUAGUUAGCUUCGGAAAAAGAAAAUGUGACAAAAAAAAUGAUAAGAAAAACUUAAGCUCUUCGCAUCGUCUCUACUACUCCCCCACACUUUUUGAAAUAAUGGCCAAAAUAAACGUAAUAAUCAUUGAUUUAUGUAAUUCGCUGUUUGAAAAAAAGAUAUCAUGUUUAUUUUUUUUUUCUUUUCAAGAUUCAUUAUUAUUUCUCGUAUAAUAGUGUCUUUGUUUUGCUCGCUAGUAGACGUGACGUGAAAAGCCGUCGGACGCCCAAAACAGACUUAAACCCCCCCUCCAAAUCCUCAAUUAUUAUUACAACUAGUUUA
Molecule: messenger RNA, 2620 nt
Organism: Nicrophorus vespilloides
Lineage: Eukaryota; Metazoa; Arthropoda; Insecta; Coleoptera; Silphidae
Exons: 5
Coding region: 280-1665 (461 amino acids)
Source: RefSeq, a predicted model, not a curated record